This is a messenger RNA of Heteronotia binoei (common prickly gecko), 725 nucleotides long. It is a transcript of the gene RPL23, whose product is annotated as ribosomal protein L23. Gene Ontology annotation, biological process: translation. Gene Ontology annotation, cellular component: cytosolic large ribosomal subunit; ribosome. Bases 254 to 676 code for a protein of 140 amino acids. NCBI's taxonomy places the organism in Eukaryota, Metazoa, Chordata, Lepidosauria, Squamata, Gekkonidae. Gene Ontology annotation, molecular function: large ribosomal subunit rRNA binding; structural constituent of ribosome. The transcript has 5 exons. The record is from RefSeq and is a predicted model, not a curated record.
CAGGCGACAGGGACUGGGCGGAGCUCCAAGGUCGCACCGCCCCCUCUGUGCUCCCAGACUCCGCCCAGGCGGCGGCUUCUGUUCCAGGCCGGCAGGAGCGACCUCGCUCGGCACUCCCUGGCGCAGCCUGUAGAGGGCGCUGCGGACGACGCAUCGCCCGGCGUCUCGGUCACGUGUGAGCGAGGGCGGGGAGAGGAAGUGCACGCCGUCCCGGCAGCCCUUGCGCCUUCCUUUUCCGCCCUCUGCAGCCAAGAUGUCGAAGCGAGGACGUGGCGGUUCGUCCGGUGCAAAAUUCCGCAUCUCUCUUGGUCUCCCCGUUGGAGCUGUUAUCAACUGUGCAGAUAACACAGGGGCCAAGAAUCUAUACAUAAUCUCUGUCAAAGGGAUUAAGGGGCGCCUGAACAGGCUGCCAGCUGCUGGCGUGGGUGAUAUGGUGAUGGCCACUGUCAAGAAAGGCAAGCCAGAACUCCGGAAAAAGGUCCAUCCAGCUGUGGUGAUCCGACAACGGAAAUCAUAUAGGAGGAAAGAUGGGGUGUUCUUAUAUUUUGAAGACAAUGCGGGAGUGAUAGUCAACAACAAAGGAGAAAUGAAAGGUUCUGCUAUCACGGGCCCUGUUGCCAAGGAAUGUGCAGAUCUGUGGCCCAGGAUUGCCUCCAAUGCUGGCAGCAUUGCAUGAAGUCAUCGUGUGCUCUUUGUAAAAAUUCAAUAAAAGUGGUUGUACCAAA